This is a messenger RNA of Tripterygium wilfordii, 2920 nucleotides long. Its product is annotated as diacylglycerol lipase-beta. The transcript is spliced from 16 exons. Gene Ontology annotation, biological process: lipid metabolic process. The record is from RefSeq and is a predicted model, not a curated record. The coding region runs from base 232 to 2442 and encodes 736 amino acids. Lineage: Eukaryota; Viridiplantae; Streptophyta; Magnoliopsida; Celastrales; Celastraceae.
ACCGAAGUGUCGUGUAUAAAAAGUAUGAAAUUAAAACAACUCUCCUGAAAUCAUUAAUUUAGCUGAUCAAUAUUUUUUUCCCCAAAACUCUCCUCUCAUGAGUAUGACUCUCUUCGUCGUCGAUAUUGAUCAGCUAGAUUAGACGGGUCUUUUUUCCAUUCAGCCCGAGCUUUCUCUUGGUCGAAUAUCUUUUUGAGCGGUAUAAGCUUCCUUGAUCAAUCGUAUAAGGCAAUGAGGAUGUCAAUGUUCAAGAGUCUGAGAUUGAGCGCUGUAAUAUUGGGACUGUGCAAUUUGGGGGUGGUGAUCGUUGGAGGGUAUCUCGUGUUCCUUUCUUGUGACCGUGGAAGGAUGGUCCCUGUAGUGGCUGUUUCCUUGGCUGGGGCGCUCAAAAUCUUCGCAAUGGUCCGCUCUGCACUCGCACAGCAAGCCACCGCCAGGACAAUUCUUGAUUCUCCCCUAGAAACCACAAUUGCCGACACUGUCAUUCGCCUUCAGAGACGGGUUAGGUACAAAUCAUGGCUUUGGUGGAGCCGUUUUGCCGUAGUCAUUACGGUGCUGCAAGUUGUGGGUACAACUUACCUUGUGUUCCAAUUAGCUAAACAUAUUUCUCGGGAUGUAACAUCCACUGAUUGUCUUUUUGGGGUAGAUUCAAUUGGUAACCAACAAAAGCCAAAAUUGCUCCUUCUAUUCAUGAUCAUGGUUUAUUUUGUUGCAUUAUUGCAAUGUUUUGUGGGACCUGAGGUUCUACGAUGGAGGUCUUUUUAUGCAACCCAAGAUAAUGCAUGGAAAGCUCAUUAUGAAGAGGUGUUUGAUCAUGGUAUACGUGAGGCUUUGUGCUGUCUGGGACGUGUUGAAUAUUUGAGUACAUCAGAAGAGGAUGAAGUUUAUUCAGUGGCACAGUUAUUGGGGGACCUAGUUACCUAUCGUGCAUCGGGCACUGGACAUUUGGAACUAUUGGCAGGUCUAGCAUUAUUGCAGAGGCAAAGCGAAUCCCCAAAAAGUUAUGAAGGGUUGGAGGCACCUGAAGAGCAGAUUAAGUGGGCUCUCAAUUUCCAUACAUUUGCUGAAGGUGCUUACACGGGUCCAUUACUUGACGUUGGAAGAAGUCCGAUAUGUUUUUCUUGUGCUUGGUUCUACCGACAAGGGACUUUGACUCCUUGGACUCGUAACAGGAGACCUAGACUUCAUGGCGAUAAUUGGUGGCGAGGUCAUGCUGCAGCCUUUCUAAAGUAUGUUGAUGUGCCACCUGAAGCUCUUCGCAAGGGACGCGUUUGCCAGAAAAAGCGUGAAGCUGCAUACUUUGUUGUGGUUCUGCAUCAUAUAAGAUGUGUAGUGAUUGCAGUACGGGGUACUGAGACCCCUGAAGAUCUAAUUACUGACGGCUUAGGCAGGGAAUGCCCCCUUUCUGUGGAAGACUUAGAUGGAUUGAUAAAUAGCAGUUACAUAGAUCCUGAUGUGAAGAAAAGUGUGGAAUCAUCUUUCCCACACUAUGGGCAUUUUGGUAUAGUUGGGGCUGCACGGGAUCUUUACAUGCAUAUUGAAGGAAAUUCCGCCAAUAAUGGACCUGAAUCAAUUGGCUUCCUUUCUUCAUUGCUGGGAGCUGGAUGUGAGUGCGAUGGAUAUGAUCUCCGUAUAGUGGGACAUUCCUUGGGAGGCGCCAUUGCUACAAUGCUAGGACUAAGACUUUAUAGCAAAUUCGCAAAUUUACAUGUCUAUACAUAUGGGGCUCUUCCUUGCGUGGACUUCAUUGUUGCGAGUGCAUGCUCUGAAUUUGUUACAAGCAUUGUAUACAACAAUGAAUUUUCUGCACGCCUUUCUGUGGGAGCAAUCCUAAGGCUUCGUGCAGCUGUAAUUACAACACUCUCACAGGAUGAAAGUACUGAUACGGCCUUGAUCUUCAGACUUGCACGCUCAUUUCUCAAAGCAAGCAAGUAUCAACUUAGCGGGACGGAGGUAAAGGAUCCAUCAAAAAUUCAUCCCAGCGCACAUGUGCAUCACAUCUAUGGGGAGAAUUUGGAAAAUGGUCAAGAGUACUCCAUCUGGAAUGAGGAUGACGGAAAAGGACAUGUUGAUGAUGAUGAAUCUACUAAUCCUUUUCAUGACAUGAUUGCUGAUAACAAUCCAUUGGAAGAUCCUGUAUCUAAAUUCUUUGAAACUGUCCCCAGAUCUGAAAAUAGGUCUGUUCACCAUCCACUGGAGAUGUUUUUGGCAGGCCUUGUAGUUCAUAUAGUACCUCAACAUAGAAACUUCAGGGUACCACUAUGCAAAGACUGGAUAAUCCAAGGUGGGGCAGAUGAUUACAAAGCCUAUAUAGCUAACAGAGAAAGCUUCAAUGAUAUUACCGUGUCCCCAUCUAUGUUCCUUGACCAUCUCCCUUGGAGAUGUCACAAAGCGAUGCAAAAGAUAUUGGAGGCUCGAAAUGUCGAAAGCAUGCAUGUAUGACAGAAUGUAAGUUAUAAAACAAACCUAUCACGGAGAAUGCCAACGUGCUUGUUCUGGACAACUCCAACUAGGAUGGAACGAUCAGCGAAGACAUGGAAGCCAAAGUGCCUGUGCCUGCCUGUGAUCUCGUCUCUUAUCACCAGUCACCAAAAAGUGGCUGUAUGGAGAGAAUUGGGGGACGACUUAAUACAUUAAUCAAUAAUAGAUAAAUUUCGAAAUUCAUUCCUGCGACUUUUAGGGUAUCGGCUUGGAAAUGGGGUCUUGUAUUCCCUGUUCAUGCAGGUAAUGGAAGGAGCUUGCUGGGAACGUGUACAGUUUAGGUGCAUACCAACAUUAAUUGGUACAAUCCCCUGUUUCCUCUUAAUGUUGGAGAAAACAAUCACAAAGUAAAUGUAUCAGAGCCUCUUGAGGGCAGUAAAUUACUGUAUCAGAGACAUUUGUUGGAGACAAAAUUUCUAAUACCAGCUUCAGCCCUCCA